Messenger RNA from Fusarium vanettenii 77-13-4, 492 nucleotides. RefSeq lists its product as uncharacterized. Lineage: Eukaryota; Fungi; Ascomycota; Sordariomycetes; Hypocreales; Nectriaceae. The record is from RefSeq and is a predicted model, not a curated record. The transcript is spliced from 2 exons. Bases 1 to 492 code for a protein of 163 amino acids.
AUGGAUAACAUUUAUUACAUACUUCUGGGUCUUCUCGCCCUUUUCAUCGUGGGACCGGCCCUCUUCGCGGACCGCUCCCCCAUCCCUGAAACCUCGGGCAAGGUCUACAAGAUCACAAACGAAGCCGAGUUAAACUCUCUCUUGUCUUCCACCGCACGCGUGGUAGUCGACUUCUACGCCGACUGGUGUCCUCCCUGCCGCGCCAUCGCUCCCAUCUUCUCCAAGCUUGCCGACGACCACGCCUCUAGCGGCAAGCUCGCUUUCGCCAAGGUCAACGUGGACCAUGUCGGAAACGUCGCCGGCAAGUACAGUGUUUCUGCUAUGCCUACGUUUGUGGUCUUCCAGAAUGGCGUGCCCAAGGGCGUCGCUGUUGAUGGCAUCUCGGCCAGCCGGUCUGUGAGCCUCUCUGAUGAUGGUCUGGUUGAGAGGAUUCGCGGCGCGGAUCGGGCAGCUCUUCAGGCUACAGUUCAGGCUUUGGCUGCCAAGGAGUAA